Messenger RNA from Lachnellula hyalina, 1371 nucleotides. RefSeq lists its product as uncharacterized. The transcript is spliced from 4 exons. The record is from RefSeq and is a predicted model, not a curated record. Bases 1 to 1371 code for a protein of 456 amino acids. Lineage: Eukaryota; Fungi; Ascomycota; Leotiomycetes; Helotiales; Lachnaceae.
AUGCCCAGCAACAAAGGCAAAGCGGUCGAUAAGUCAACCCCAUGGUCCGAAUGGUGCUGGGACACCCGUGGAUAUUACUAUUCAAGUCGUCACGGUCCUACGGGAGUACGAGAAUAUUCGUAUAGAUAUCCCGAAUUGACAACAACACAACAACAACAACAACAGACACCUCGAACUCCGGGGGAGAAUUUCGUUCUGAGCACUGGCUCUGCAACACCGCUAUCAUCUAGUGGUCCUAGUGGUGAUAGUUAUGCUUCUAGAGAAGCUUCAUAUUCAGGAGCCGCAAGAACAAAUUCGAGCACUGAGACCUCUGGGGCCUCCAGCUAUCAAAAUCCGCCAACAUCUAAAUACGGCUUAGACUCAUACUACACAACGACCUCAACUAGUGUUACCCAACCAUCGGGCUCUACGGCAUCAAACACUAGCUACUCAUCCAAUCAUGGCUCCUUGAAUCCCUACGAGCCGUCAGUCACAACAGCCAAGUUGGAAUACGCAACUUCUAGCAAGACCUAUGAUGCCGUUAAUUCGGCCUUCCGCGGCAUGUCCCUGAAUAGUCCCUCUUCUACUGUUCACGAGCAAGGCUAUACCGUCUCAUCUAGCGUCCAAACUCCGUACCAACCUCAAAGCCCGUCAAACUAUAUUGCGAGAGACCCAAAUAGUCCAGACAAGGAGAGGCUUGAUCCUCGGUAUCACUGCAUUGGCGAGAAAGAGCAAAGGAAGUUCUGGAAGGUGGGCAGAGUAUUUAUGAUGCUCUGGACUGAGCCUGCUGCUGAAGGAAGCACGAGAAAUGGCACACACUACAGUAAAACCAAGGCGUUUACAGUGAGAUACGUCGCUUUGUUGUCCUCAAAGAAGGCUACGGAAACAGCAUCUGCUCGUACGUCGAUCUCCAUGACUUAUAAGCGAAGAAAACUAAUGACCUGUGACAGUCCUAUUCAUACAUACAAUGGCCAAGCGACGCUAAAGCCAAACCUUCCCGAGCGUCAACAACACGCCAUAAUAUAUACCAGCAGAGAUUGUCCUCCUGAAAGAUUUAACGAGUUGACUGACGGAACAAUUGUGAAAGAAAAUCUCUCGAAAGAUCCCAUUAGAGUCCGAAGUGAACAGAAAGAUAUAGAGGGUGACUUGGGAGCAUGUUCUAGACUCAAUUACAGCAAGAUAUACACUGUGGAGCACUACAUCAGAGUUCUUAACAUUGGAAUGGUUGAAAGUAACUGGAUCCCAUCUCUGACCGCAAACUCCUACGUCACUUCAUCCACCACACCAGUCGAAAAACCUACAAAACUACCUUCGAAUACUACAAGCGGUACCCGCGACAGAGACAAAAGAUCGAGGGGUAAGGAUAAAGAUGGAAAACGGUCGCGACACUAA